Messenger RNA from Mytilus trossulus (common blue mussel), 1278 nucleotides. RefSeq lists its product as uncharacterized. NCBI's taxonomy places the organism in Eukaryota, Metazoa, Mollusca, Bivalvia, Mytilida, Mytilidae. Bases 51 to 533 code for a protein of 160 amino acids. The record is from RefSeq and is a predicted model, not a curated record. The transcript is spliced from 4 exons.
CAGCAAAUGAAACAACAACAACAAGUGGAAAAAAUAUCAACAAUGGCAAAAUGGAAAUAGAAAUUAUGCUUGAAAAGGUGAACCCUGUCCCUGUUUGUUCAGCGCUAUUUAAGGGGUUAUUUAUCAAUGAAACAACUGUUGCUGUUAUCAAAUGGUACACAUACUUUAAUGAUGUGAAAGUGAUUUAUAAUUUUCCUGUUGACGAUGUCGGUUGUCAAGGUAGACUUCAAAUACUGUGUACACUGGUGUAUCGUAAUGUUACCAUUUUUGAUGAAGACAUAGAUAUGUGUCAGGAAGAAGAAGCAAGCAUGCUGAUAAUAACUUUACUUUCCAUCGGAUUGUCCGGAUGUGUUAUGAUAUUGUCGAUUUGCAUAUGGUUGACUAAACGACGUGAGGCUCAGUUUUGUGUACGAUGUUGGACCAACGGAAAGAAGAAACAAGAGGAAAGGUCAAAUAACAAUCAAGUGCAAUUGCUGACUCCUAUAGAAAAAUACCAACAGGAAAAAGAAACAUUGGCAAUGUUGAAAGUCUAGUCAAUAUAAGUAUACUCUGGGGAACGUUUGACAGUACACGUCCGAUGUUACAGUGCUUGGGUUGUCGGUUUACAGUAACAGACAAUUGUGCAAUGAUGUAAUUUUUGCCAAUUGACCACCAACCGACCGGUUAAACUCAUAAGUAACUUAAGAACUGGAGCUGUGCAUUUAUAGAAAAAAAUGUUUUGUUCAGCAGUUAAAUCCGAGUUUACUGUGACUUUUUAAUCUUAGGGUGAUUAGUUUAACAAGGUAUAGGCAGAAGUCAUUAAAGUCAGGGAAAAGCAUCCAACACUAUUGAUCAAAGUAGUAAAUAUAAGUUCAAGAAUGUACUAUGGAGAAAUAUCAUCAGUAAAUUUCUUUUAUGCAUCAAAAAUGUAUGUACUAAAAUGCUUUGUAGCUUUAAUAACGACAAUGUUUUGUAGCAACCUUGACUACCAUGAAGAUAUUGCUCGAUCCGUUUAACCAUGAUCAUACCAUUUCAUUAAACUCUGGUGAAUUCGUCUGUUAAUAUUUACGUUUUAUGAUCAGCAAAUUGAAGUGGUAUGAUUUUUGUAGAUAAGGGAAAGUGUGAGGAUUAUUUAACCAUGUAUAAUUGGCAUACUUUAUGUUAUUGAUGUAUAUAAAAGUAUGAUGUUUUGAAUGCAUUUUGUUUAAUCCCAACCUUUUAACAGUUGACAAUUAUCAAAGACGUCAUAUAAAAACUGAUGACCAUGCAUGUACAAGUACUAGUAUCAGUUUUCAAGGA